AUGAUCAAUACCAAGGUAACAGAAACAUAUCAUGUCAACUUAAAACUAGACCGUCUUAAAAAAUCUGGGAAUCUUGAUGGUGCAAUUAAGCUGUUUGAUAGUCUUAACGAAUUCGACAUUAAAAAAGAUGUUUAUACUUAUAAUUGUAUGAUUCAUAUAUACACUUUGAAAAAUGAUAUGAACAAAGCAGUUGAAUAUUAUGAAGAAAUGUUAUCAAAUGGAAUAGAAGCUGAUUCGGUAACUUACUUAACAUUAAUAGACGGAUUCGGAAAGCAAAAAAAUACAAAAAAAGCUCUGGAAAUUUAUAAUAAAAUGUUAUCUUUUAAUAAACAACCAACAAUGAAAAUUUUUUCCUCUCUUAUGAAUUUAUACAUGAAAGAAGAUCAAGGAGAGCACGCAGAAAAAAUAUUUAAAGCCAUGAAAUCGAUUAAAAUGCAACCUGAUAUUAGAUUAUAUAAUACUCUUAUACGCAAUUCAAUAAUUAAAUUAAAUAUGAAAGCUGCAAAUCAAUUUUAUAAUGAUAUUAUAAAGUCCGGAAUAGAACCAGAUGUAUACACAUUUGCUAUGAUGAUUGAUGGUUAUUUAAAAAUUGGUGAUCAAGAAAGUGCAACAAAGAUUUAUUCAUAUAUGAUAAAUCGUGGAAUAAAUGUUAAUACAGCUGUUAUUAACAUUUUAAUGCAAUUACAUUUUGAAAAAAAUGAAUCACAAAUGGUUCAUAAUGUUUUUGAUAAAUAUUUUUCAAAUCUUUCAUAUAAUAAUAAAAUACCGCCAGAUAUUAAAUCUUGGACAAUUUUUUUGAAAUCAAAAUUACGACUUACAAAAGAUAUUAAAGUAGCUUACGAUAUAUAUAAGGAAUUUUUGAUGCAAAUUGACAAUAAUUUAAAUUUUCAACUUUUACCGGAUUGUCAUGUUUUUAAUCUUUUUCUUACAAUAUUUGCUCAUAAUUAUGGAAAUAUGAAUAUUUCCCAAGAAGUUUAUGAUGAAAUGAUUAGAAGAAAUAUUUUACCUGAUGUUGUAACUCACACCAUAUUAAUUGAGGGUUAUGCUUUAUUGGGUCAAGUUGAAAAUGCAAAUAGACAAUUUCAAAUUAUGAAAUCUAAUAACAUUAAACCUAAUGUAUUUACUUAUACAAGUUUAAUCAAAGCUUGGGCUCAAGUUUGGAGAGUUGAUAAGAUUAAACAAAUUUAUCAAGAAAUGAUCGAAUCUGGUAUAAAACCUCAUAGGGCAACUUAUCGUGUGUUAGCUUCUAUAAAAAAUUCAAAUUCUGUUGUUUCUUUAAAACAAAAAAGUUCUUCAAAUUUACCUAUAUCAAGAACACCACAACAUGUUAGAGAUACAACAAAACUAUAUGAUAAACUUGAAAAAGCUCAAGAUUCUGAAACUGUUUAUAUUCUUUUUGAAAAUUUUUUAAAAAAAUUAUGA
Molecule: messenger RNA, 1422 nt
Organism: Scutellospora calospora
Lineage: Eukaryota; Fungi; Glomeromycota; Glomeromycetes; Diversisporales; Gigasporaceae
Source: the annotation of a GenBank genome assembly